UURCUUUCAGGUCAUAUGACUAGAGUAGCAGAAACUUGCAACAAGAGACCGAAAGAUUUUUCCAAACAGAGACCGAAGGUUUUGCAGCUUAGUGCGAAUACAAGACAGACAUCUGCAGGCUUACACAGUGUUCUUUGGGUUAAGAAAUUCGAGACGCGCAGUUGAGAGAACCGUUACUUUCCAYCAUUAGUCUAUCAGUUGUUUAGCCAAUUUAGGAUUUUUUAAAUCGACCUAAUCCUAGUCGAUUCAAGUUGCAACUAUCUACCGAGAGAGUAAAAAUGUAUCUAUAAAGGCAGACUUUGACCGUUUUUCAUCAUUUGUUUUUAUUGUAGCCUCCGGUAUUUGCGUAGGAGGGACAGGCAUCACCAAAACGGAGCGCACAAAGCCAUUGYGCGCAGUACCACGUCAUUCUGUCAAACUUAUUGRAACUUGUUUUGUUACWUUCUAGCAAGAUAUACUUAAUUUUCUUUCAGAUAAUAUUUAGAUAGGUGGGGAGUCGGGGGAGAUGAUAACAGGGUUUCGACUGAACUUGGCGCCUCUCAAGGAACCGCUGGGAUUCAUCAAAUUUGUAGAAUGGGAUUUUGGUCUGACGGCAGCGAUUGCCUUCCUGUGGCUAGUGUGUUCCUCAGCAUGGGCCAAGGGGCUGCAGAACGUGAAGGAUGCCACCGGGACAGCGGGCAUCACCUCCACACUGGCACUCUGCAARGAGAGCGACGUGGCCUGCGAGGUCACUGACUUCGCCAACAUGCGCACCCUCAAUGUCUCGGUGGUGUUUGGGUACCUGAAUYUGAUCGUGUGGGCUGGCAAYGCCUGGAUUGUGUACAAGGAGACCCGCUGCCACUCUCAGAAGUACACUGCCCAGCACGGGGCUGGGGCCGGGCGUGGACAACAAGUCCCUGCUGCUAUCUAAUASUCUACUCCACUUCCAAUGCCCAAAAUAGCCCCGACACACCCUAAGUACUCCUGUAGAUCUGAGAGGAUUGGAUAGACACACUCGACGUUGUAUGGUAAUAGGCAGCUUUAUCUUGCCUGCUGAUUGUCUGGGUGGAAACGGCCAUAUUUUUACUGUGCCUUAAUUAUCAAUAUCUAUGCUUUGUCAAAUAUAUCUGUGCCUUCAAUACCUGUCCCAAUAUUGGGCCAAUCCUUUCUGUGCCUUAGCAUGCUAAUGCUUUCUCUCCUCGUGCCUUCUCUAACUUCUAAACCGGUGCCUUCUCUUACCAGUAAACCUGGUACGUUCUCCUAAGCUSUGGUACAGACUCAUUGACAGCAUUUGUGCACUUUGACCURCAACUACAUUGUCUUUGUUCUGGGCAUUUCUACCAAACCCUAACCUGGGAUGAUUCAGAUUCUUAAACAAUGUGUCCUUUCACCUCAUGGCCUAGAAGAGGCCAGAAUCCUGACCUGUCCUGAAUCCUGACCUGUCCUCACUUGCCUCUUUUUGCCAAGUGUGGCAGUCUUGCUUUCGUCCCUCUCCUUGCCCCAACCUGGGCUCGAACCAGGGACCCUCUGAACACAUCAACAACUGCCUCCCACGAAGCA
Messenger RNA from Salvelinus sp. IW2-2015, 1539 nucleotides. Its product is annotated as synaptophysin-like protein 1. The record is from RefSeq and is a predicted model, not a curated record. Gene Ontology annotation, cellular component: synaptic vesicle; synaptic vesicle membrane. NCBI's taxonomy places the organism in Eukaryota, Metazoa, Chordata, Actinopteri, Salmoniformes, Salmonidae.